CUGCUUUUUUUAACAUUGUUCUGAAAUGUUGAUUAGCAUCUGUUUCAGGUGUAGCCUCAUUUACUUAAAGCAACAGCGGGAGGGUGAGACAGGAGAGAGACAGACAGCUCUCAGCUGCUGCAGAUUCUUCACAUAUGACCGCGUUAUUCAUCCAGAUGUGUUUUCCAUUAUGAACUUCGCAAGGCCAGGAAAUUGACUUUAAAAUGCAUAAGGGAUGCAGUCAGCUAGUGCUGUAUCCUAAAGCCUAAAUGACGCUAGACUUUGUCUUUUAUUAGACCACAAAUGUGUUUGUUUUGAUGGGUCAUUCUUAGUCAUGUUGUCAUGGUAAUUGGCAUCUGUGUAGAUGUGCAAGACGGAGAGUUGUGCGUGAAGGAAUGUGUGGAUGUGGAACUUGUCCUUGUUUGACCCGGUGAAAUUUAAACCCAACCUGAAAGUCUCUUCUUUGCUGACUCCAGAACAAAUCUUCUAAAACAAAUCUGUUGACCGGAUUCUCAAUCACGAAGAGUUAAAGGACGAUGGCGAGGAAGAGCAGUUCUAAAGAUGUGUCUGGAGUCGUGUUCGACACGCACUCUAAAAUGGUGAUGUCUCAAGGAGGUACUUUUGAGAAGAUGAAGGAAAAGAUCAAUGCCGUGCGAGCCGUGGUGCCCAAUAAGAGUAAUAAUGAGAUCACGCUGGUGCUGCAACACUUCGAGAACUGUGUGGAUCGAGCGGUGCAGGCGUUUGUAGAUGGUAGUGCUGUGGAGAUCCUGAAGGAAUGGAACGUCACUGGGAAAAAGAAGCCGAAGAAGAAAAAGAAGCAGAAGCCGCAGACUGACGUGCCUGCAGACACCACACCUGCUGAAUCGGACCCAACCCCUGAAUGUCCAGAUGCUGUUAAUGGUUUCCAUGCCAACGGUACAGUAUGUGCAGAUGGCGACUCGCUGGAUUCUCUGAGCGAGCAGCUGGACUCCGCCUCCCUGGAUGCAGCAGAACUCGACUCUGAAAGUGCCGCCCCUGACCUCUCAGAUGCUGCAGGUGGAGACGUGGCAUCAACGCCGAGCCCCGCCCCUCUGCCCGUCACCAGCGACGGUCUGCGACAGGAACAUCACAGCUCCCGUGGUAACAAGUUUCGUCCCAAGGCUUUUUCCAGCUCCCAGAGUUCCUUGGUGGUUUCUGUCUCUGAUGACACACAGCUAGGUUCUGCUGCCAAGAAGAUUGGUUCUAAUGUGGAUCGCUCUGUGAAAGACCUGCAGCGCUGUGCGGCGUCGCUCUCUCGCUACAGAGUUGUGGUGCGAGACGAGAUGGAUUCAUCGAUCAAGAACAUGAAGCAGACGUUUGCUGAGCUGCAGAGCUGUCUGAUGGAUCGAGAGGUGACUCUGCUCACGGAGAUGGACAAGGUCAAAGCAGAAGCCAUGUCCAUUCUUGAUGGCCGUCAGAAGAGAGCAGAAGAGCUGAAGAGACUCACUGAUAAAUCAGCAUCAUUGUCAGAGGAUCAACUCGCUGAACUACGAGCUGAUAUCAAGCACUUUGUCAGUGAGCGCAAGUAUGAUGAAGAUCUUGGUAAAGCUGUGAAGUUCUCGUAUGAUCUGGAGCCGCUUAAGUGCAGCAUUAUUUCUUUUGGAUCAGUGUACCAUCCUCAGACAAGCUACUCCAGUCGUUCUCGCUGUAGCUCCACCUCUUCCUCUGUCACGGGCUCUGCACCUGCCAAAGCCCCGCCCCCUUCUGAGCCACAGCAUCAAGCAUCUGCGUACACGAGCCGCCCAAACGUGCCACACAAGCAGAUUUUCCUGGGCAACAGACGCAUCAUUCAAGGUUACCAGGGAAAUCAGCGAAAUAACGGAAGCGCUCAUUAUGACCGCAACCCUGGCCGAACCAACUAUCGCUACCAGGUAGAUCGUAACCACGGAGACCGGAGUCACCCAAGCGACCACAGCGACGGCCCAAACUCUCAGCUGAUCAAUAGUGCUAAAGGCCCCUCCCGCCCGGAACGCCCCGCCCAAAACGGCCUUCCACAAAGACAACCACGGACACACUGCCCAUAACACACACGUUCAUUUGCCUGUUAGUCUGAUCACACACACAUACAUGCAUGUUCCUUUGCCUGUUAGUCUGAUCAUACAUGCAUACAUACAUGUUCCUUUGCCUGUUAGUCUGACCAUACACACAUACAUACAUACAUACAUGUUCCUUUGCCUGUUAGACUGAUCAUAUACACACACACACACAUACAUGCAUACAUACAUACAUACAUGUUCCUUUGCCUGUUAGUCUGACCAUACAUACAUACAUGUUCCUUUGCCUGUUAGACUGAUCAUAUACACACACACACAUACA
Molecule: messenger RNA, 2313 nt
Organism: Xyrauchen texanus (razorback sucker)
Lineage: Eukaryota; Metazoa; Chordata; Actinopteri; Cypriniformes; Catostomidae
Product: spermatogenesis-associated serine-rich protein 2-like
Exons: 13
Coding region: 516-2021 (501 amino acids)
Cellular component (GO): cytoplasm
Molecular function (GO): protein binding
Source: RefSeq, a predicted model, not a curated record